AUGAUCUUGAGGAAAGUGGACUUUGGCAACUUCUCUGACUGCCCCAAUGGCUCCCGCCAGUGGAUAUGGGACAUGUUUGGUGAAUGUGCCCAGGACUGCUGGGAUGAUGCCAGUGUGGGCCUGGGUCUGAUCUCCAUUCUCUGCUUUGCUGGAUCCACCUUCCCCCAGUACAUCAAAGCCUGCAAGACUGGCAAUAUGGACCAGGCCCUAUCGCUGUGGUUCCUGCUGGGCUGGCUGGGCGGAGACUCCUGCAACCUCAUCGGCUCCUUCCUUGCUCACCAGCUGCCCCUGCAGACCUACACAGCCGUGUAUUACGUCCUGGCGGACCUCCUGAUGCUGACGCUGUACUUUUACUACAAGUACAAGAAGCGCCCCUCCCUGUUGUCUACCCCCAUCAAUGCUGUGCUCUUGCUCCUCUUGGGGAUGGCAUUUUCCACCCCGCUGUUGAGCUGGCCUGACCCUGUGGGCUCCCCCAGCGAGGUCUUCCAAGGACGGACGCUCCUGUCAGUGGAACCAGAGAAUAAGCCCUUCACCAAGCAGGAAAUAAUUGGCUUUGUCAUCGGCUCUAUCUCCAGCGUGCUGUACCUGCUCUCCCGGCUGCCUCAGAUCUACACCAACUUCCUGCGGAAGUCCACCCAGGGCAUCUCCUACUCUCUGUUUGCACUGGUGAUGCUGGGGAACAUGCUGUAUGGGCUGAGCGUGAUACUCAAAAACCCCGAGGUGGGCCAGAGCGAGGGCAGCUACCUGCUGCACCACCUGCCCUGGCUCGUGGGCAGCCUGGGUGUGCUGCUGCUUGACGGCAUCAUCUCCGUGCAGUUCCUGAUUUACAGAAAUGCCGCAGCUGCUGUCAUCACCUCAGAGAGAGAGCCUCUCCUCCCCAGCUGA
Elephantulus edwardii (Cape elephant shrew) is the source of this 885-nucleotide messenger RNA. RefSeq names its product PQ loop repeat containing 2 (gene SLC66A1). The transcript has 7 exons. The record is from RefSeq and is a predicted model, not a curated record. NCBI's taxonomy places the organism in Eukaryota, Metazoa, Chordata, Mammalia, Macroscelidea, Macroscelididae. The coding region runs from base 1 to 885 and encodes 294 amino acids.